CUUGCGCAUCCAUAGAAGCAACCUGAAGAAGGCAUCACCUGAACUUUAAGAAAAGGAAGCGGUUUCGAACAACGGAAUAGUUUCGCAGAUGCUCGCAGCGCUAUCAGAUACACACCUGUCCGUUUUUCGGACUGCUUUAAUCGUUGUUGACAAAAGCGAAUCUCGGGAUUUGUGAUUUCGGUUCUUGUAUGAAACUGUACAUUUUCUGAGAACUUGAAAGGAUUAUUUUUCACUCAAAUUUCAUUGUGAUUUCAUUUCAUUUGAAGAUUUAUUUUAUGUGCCAUAAGCAGCUAGUCUGACCAGCCAGAAGGGGGAAAAUUUGAAUGACUGGACGUCGAGACUGCAUUGGCUGGAACUAAGGCAGGGCGGCCCUUAGAUCUCAAUCUAAGGACUAUCACCGGGCACGGUACAAUCCCUCCUUUAGGAGGUAAAUCAUUCGGAAGACGCCAUGCUUUCUUUAAAGUUCCUCUACAACACACCUUUGGGUGCUUUAGUAACAGGAUCUAGGAAAAAAAGUGAAGACAAAUCCGAUAAGGACAUUGUCCUUGCUGACCAGGAUUCCACACUAGACCUGGAUCCCUUGAGGGCGAGCUACAUACAUUCUAUACCAAGGGCCCAGUGGUUCAAAGGGGUCCUCCUCCAAGGAUACCUCGUGCAUCCAAGCAUUUUAAUGGGACUGGACGAUUUUGAUGUACGAGACGACGACGUGUUCAUCAUCACUUACCCAAAAUCAGGGACUACAUGGACAGAAGAGAUCGUAUCCCUCAUCUACAAUGACGGCAACCCCAACAAGGUGAAAAAGAAGCUGCUCAACUAUCGAGUGAGGCACCUGGAGGUGGGCAGACCCAUCGGUCACCUGCGACACCUACGCAAGGUCAAGUCACCUCGUCUUAUGGCUACUCAUCUCCCCUUACCUGUCAUCCCCAAACGUCUGAGACAAGGGAAAUGCAAAAUCAUUUAUGUGGUGAGGAAUCCGAAAGAUAACGCCGUAUCUUAUUAUCAUCAUCACAGAAUGAGCACAUUCCUGGGAAACUACAAAGGAUCCUGGGAUGAUUUUCUCUAUCUCUUCAUGAAAGGAUACCUUGUCUACGGUUCUUGGUUUGACCACGUGCUCCCUUACUGGAGGUUCCAUCAAGAGCAUCCAGACAGAAUGCUUUUCAUAUCAUUUGAAGACCUCAAACUGGAUCUUCCCGGCAUGGUGUCAAAGAUCGCCUCCUUCCUGGACCGCCCUCUUUCCCCCGACGCCAUCGAGGCCAUCUCCAACCACUGCACCUUCGAGCAAAUGAAGAGCAACAACAUGGUGAACAGAGAGGUGCUACCCAUCACCGAUCUCUUCGAUAUGACACAGUCCAAAUUCAUGAGGAAAGGCAUUAUUGGAGACUGGAAAAACUACUUCACCGAGGAACAGAACGUCGCUUUUAAUAAGUUGUACAACGAAAAGAUGCAAGGUAGUGGGUUGGAAUUAAUUUUUGAUCCCGAAGAGAUUGACAACCGGAACAACAACGGAGAGAUGGCCACCACCACCAGACUGGACAACGGACCAGUGGAAACAUAGGCGAGAGCUGGACUUAGCAUGAAGAAUUUCUUUCAAAGUCGAGCAAAACCCUCGCUUUAGUGAAUUUUCUUAAAAUGGACGGAACAAGAAUUGAAAAAACAAACAUUUACCAUUGGAAAAGCGCAACAGACAGUGUUCCAUACACAUUUUGUUGGUGGAACAGCAAUUAACGUCCAUGACAAUGUUCCACUUUGCACAUAGCAAAUAUCUGCACAUGUUUUGAAAGUUAAGCAUCUAGAGCGUGUAUAUAUCAUGGUAUUUACAAGUUUGGCAGAGAAAAAAGUGGAAGAAGUUUUGGAAAAAAGAGAAAAGAUUUUUUUUAUGUAGUAGUUCGCGUAACUUAAUAAAUGCUUUUAAAAUGUAUAAAGUUUAUCAAACAUUAUUUGGAGAUUAAAUACGUUCGAAUAUAAAAAGUCAUGAUUUUAAUUAAAUUUUUAUAAUUGUUUGUACUGUAGAAGGCAAACACUUUUUAGGUUAGUGCAGCGAUUUUAUGAACAUAUUAAAAUCGCCUGUGAGCACUUAAAAGUGUAGAUAUAUACUACUCAUAAAAAUAGCAAUAUUUGUUUAGAUUGAAUUCGCAAUCUUUGCACAUGUUUUUGUCUUAUGUCAAAAGUAAGAUAGUUGAUAAAAUGUAUAAAACUCAUGUGCUUGACUUGAAAGUAGAGGAAGGUUGCCUUAUUUGAACAUUUUAAACAUUUUUUAUAUUAGACAUAAACAUUUUUUUUCUAUUAGAGAAGUAAUAUUAAGAAACAAAAAAAGAAAAAAGAAUUCAUUGAAGUUUAUUUCUAUUUAAAAUAAUACAAUUAUCAUUUUAAGAAGUAUUUAUCAAAAGUAAAAAAUGGCAAAUUAAAAUUCUGUUAUUUAUUCAAUUAAAUUAACUAAUUUCUUAAAGUAGGCUACACAUUUCUUUAAGUACAAUUUAUUUUUAUUUUUUCUAAUUUACACUAGCACACAGUGUCCGAAUGUACAUACGAGUACUUUAUGCCUUGUAUUAUUUUUUUUCUUACCUUGUCUCCUUACAUUAAAUACAAAAACCGCAUACAUUCUUGGACAAACUUUUGAUAUCUUUAAUGUCCCUUUAUUUUGUUCUUAUUAUUUGAUUUGUUCCACUUCCAACUUAAAAUGAACACUUGUUAUUACAACUAAUCUCUGAGUUAUUCCAAUUUAGAGUGUUGUUUGUUGUCCAGUCUGAAAGUCAAUAAUAAACAUGCAAUACAAAACUAUUUAUCUUUAUUUUAUUUAAUUGCAGCAAAGGCGGAUUUCUUUUCUGAGAAUAUUGUAACAAAUUUUGUUUCUUUCUUUGAAACAGAAUGAAGACCAUUCAUUUUUUUCUCCGAGGUGUUCAAUUCAUGUUAUCAAGACACCUUUUCACAAAUCGCAUGUAGAUGUCACUUCCUUUUAAAAUUAUUUCUCAAAUCCUCCCUGCAAAAUAUCUUGCCUAUUUUACAGUUCUAUCAAUUAGAAUCGAAUUGGAUGGUAUGCCAAUAGUAGUCCCAAUAAGGCAACCCUCUCGUAUUUUGUUACAGAUAGUCUAAAUUAUGUUAACAUUAUUCCUACAUGAUGUUAAUAAACUAUCGAUUAUUUAUAAGGUUAAAAAGUGUGAAGCUUUCAUUUCGAAUCAAAUGCUUUGAUUUCCAUACAAAUACCGAAUAGAUGCAUGCGUUGUUUGUUAAUACAGUUUAAUUCAAAUCCAACUUAAACUGUUUUCUCUCUAUGUUUAUAUGAAGGGAAAAUCCUUUACGUAGAUGUUUUGUUAAUUUUUUCACUAUGUACAGGGUUUGUAAUAAAAUGAUUCAUUUCA
Argiope bruennichi is the source of this 3356-nucleotide messenger RNA. RefSeq names its product sulfotransferase 1B1-like. NCBI's taxonomy places the organism in Eukaryota, Metazoa, Arthropoda, Arachnida, Araneae, Araneidae. Gene Ontology annotation, molecular function: sulfotransferase activity. Gene Ontology annotation, cellular component: cytoplasm. Bases 449 to 1555 code for a protein of 368 amino acids. The record is from RefSeq and is a predicted model, not a curated record. The transcript has 8 exons. Gene Ontology annotation, biological process: sulfation.